CGAAGCAGCAGCAGGCGCCGCGCCUUCUCAACAGAAACCUCGUUCCUUUCCCCUGCUCGAGUCUGACCAGCUCAAUUGCGCCGCCAUGGACUCCAUCCUCACCCAGCUCCGAUCCUAUCUGCCAGAUUCCCAGCCAAUCGCCGAGAUGGCGACCAACGCGUCCAAGAUCCCCCUUCAUCCCUACUAUCCCCUCGAGCUCGAGAUAGUGGGAUACAUGGCGAACAAAUGGGACACCCUGACGCUUGUGUCCAUGUUUGGCGCUGGCUGUGUGGGCAUCUUCGCCGUCACAUACUUGAUCACCACCAGGAUCAGGCCACAGAUGUCGAAGGCGGACCUGUCUACCAUUAUGUGGUUUGUUCUGUGUGGAUGCAUACAUUUGUUCUUUGAAGGCUACUUCUCGUACAACUUCCGCCGCAUGUCUUCCAUGCAAGACCUGUUCGGGCAGUUGUGGAAGGAGUACUCGCUGUCGGACUCGCGCUACCAGACUCAGAACGCGUUUGUGCUUUGCAUGGAGACGAUCACGGCGGUGUGCUGGGGCCCGCUCUCCUUCGCUGUGGCGGGUAUGAUUGCUACAGACCACAGUCUCCGCCACCCUCUCCAGGCCCUCGUCUCGCUCGGCCAGAUUUACGGCGAUGUUUUGUACUACGCAACCAGCAUGUUCGACCACUACAUUCUCGACAUGAGCUACUCGAGGCCUGAACCGUUCUACUUCUGGGGAUACUUUGUGCUCAUGAAUGCGUUUUGGAUCAUCAUUCCGGGGAAACUCCUCUACGAUAGCAUUUCAGAAAGCGGCAAAGCAUUUGCGGCGUUGGAGAAGCAAGAGCGGAUAUUCAAGGCCAAUGGAACUGGAAAUGGAAAGCUGAUUGGGACCCUGAACGGGACCCCGAACGGCACUCCAAAAGGCAAGUCCAACGGCAAGGCGAAGAACGGCUCGAUCAGGAAACGGUGAAAGCCGCAAGAUGAUGCAGGGGAGGCUUGUUCACAUUUAGCGGCAUUUGAGGCCAUGGCAGGAAGAGGUCGGCGGAGACAGUGCCCAUGGUCAACGGUUGGGCGACGACUCUUCCGGACCGGUUAGCGUGCAUGGAAGGAGGAUCCGCGACGAUCCCACGCCCACGUCCACGUACGUACAUUACUAUUAAUAGAGAGCGACGUUUUAUUUCACCUCGAUAUCCCCCCUUUUCGCAUGAGGCACAUGGGAUCUUAGGAUAGCUGGAUCUGGGACACACGGCAGGGUGAGAAUCAAGUUGAGCAUCCUGGCGCUGCAUCUCAUAUUGGAUGGCAAUGCGCCACAGCUCCAGGGAUGUUGCCGGCGUGCAGAUGGUCGACUGCGGCCUCAGAUAGCAUCGGUUGACAUGCGGCUGGAACGGAGUAAACAACACAUCAAAUAACAUGGGCUCCCAUCUUCAAGC
Messenger RNA from Mytilinidion resinicola, 1409 nucleotides. Its product is annotated as EBDP4, emopamil-binding protein. The record is from RefSeq and is a predicted model, not a curated record. Bases 86 to 949 code for a protein of 287 amino acids. Gene Ontology annotation, biological process: sterol biosynthetic process. The transcript is spliced from 5 exons. Gene Ontology annotation, molecular function: cholestenol delta-isomerase activity; C-8 sterol isomerase activity; steroid Delta-isomerase activity. Lineage: Eukaryota; Fungi; Ascomycota; Dothideomycetes; Mytilinidiales; Mytilinidiaceae. Gene Ontology annotation, cellular component: endoplasmic reticulum; membrane.